AUGGCUAUUCUUCCAGCAGUUCCAGCCUUCUCCACCACCAUCGUCGUUAACGGGGAGCCAGCGGAUGAAUACCAACCCCCACACAUCCCUAUCCCAGACUGGUCAGAGUUACUCGAUACGAUUCUAUCCCCUUAUUUCUCCUUUGGCGACAAUACCGAUACGCUUUUGGUCUCCACCUAUAUUGAUGGGAACCUCAUUGAAGAGUCUCUGGUUUUCAAACAUCUUGUCCGUGAACAAGAUUUUAUCGAGUACAUAUCCCACCGACAUCGGGACUAUGCGGAUGGUAACAGAGUCACUGAAACCUUUUACUUUCAAGACCUUGCGCCUACUGAGUGCACUACUGCCGCGACCCUCCAGGCUGACAUGCAGCUUGUCAAGACACUUGGGACAAUCAGAGUUGUUUUAACAUCAGCCAAGACCUUAGAUUACGAUCCCAAGCACGGUCCUUUGCACAAUGCUAGUGGUGAAGCGGAAAGCAUCAACUCUUUGCAACUAUCCACCAAAGCGUUAAUUCUCAACGGAAACGGACAAACACACGGUACUGGCUUUCAGCAAGUUGAUGUCCCCGUCCACUUUGGGCAUGUCACUUACAUUGAUGAGAUGAAUCCUGCUGACGAUUUAGAUACCCUCGCGGCUCAGAAAAUCCUGGACCCGGCGAAUAUCAACCAGGCCGCGCAGGGGAUGCCUCAAACACUUGAAUCUGCUCCAGAGCCCCCUCGCUAUGCUGUUCGGACCAUGUCGAAUGGAUGUCUUGAGAUCGAUCUGACUGGUGAUGAUGAGUAA
Fusarium tjaetaba is the source of this 783-nucleotide messenger RNA. RefSeq lists its product as uncharacterized. Lineage: Eukaryota; Fungi; Ascomycota; Sordariomycetes; Hypocreales; Nectriaceae. The record is from RefSeq and is a predicted model, not a curated record. The coding region runs from base 1 to 783 and encodes 260 amino acids. The transcript has 5 exons.